GACGUUGGCACUAAUCACAGACACCUGAGUAUCGGUUGGACGGUCUCACCCCAAAAGGUUGAUCCUUUAUGUCAAGUCCCCAGAGAGAUCGCUGUGUGCACGUAUCGUCUGCAGAUUUAUUCUCUCGCUUUGGCUCAGCUGAGUGGUCACCAUGAGAGCGCUGUGGUUAAAGCGGCCGGUCCUCUUCCUAAUGGGGACCGGGCUCCUCUUCUACGUGGGCAUGUCUCUGAAGGGAGCAUACGAACAUACAGCGUGGACCGACACAGAGUUGGAAACACCGCGAAUGAUCAGGAGUUUUUCUGACCUGGAGGCAAGCAUCGGCAAGCUCUACAAUGUACUCCGAGCUUUUGAGCAAAAGCAGGAUGUCAUGCAGAAAAUGCUUGAAGAUGACAGACAGAGAAAAGCUGCAGAGGUUCAACAGCAGCCACCAGUCCAGAAGCACCCAGAGCAGAAAGAGCAACCUGAAGCAAAGAUCCAGGAACAAAAGGAGGCACCCAAAGCAGAAAAGUCCAAUAAAUUGUACCCCAACUCUGCCCUGUUCAAGGAGUGGGGUGAGAAUCUGUCUGAGGAUGACCAAAGUGAGGCACAGCGUCUGUUUGAGAAGUAUGGAUACAACGUUUUUCUCAGCGAUCGCCUUCCUCUAGAUCGAGAUCUUCCAGAUACCAGGGAUCCAAGGUGUGCGAAAAAGAGUUAUCCAAAAGACCUGCCAAGUCUCGGCGUGGUGCUGAUCUACCUGAAUGAAGCCCUGUCUAUCAUAAAAAGAGCCCUGCGCAGCAUCAUCGACCGAACACCUAAAAUCCUGCUUAAGGAGAUAAUAAUGGUGGAUGACCAUAGCUCUAAUGAGAACCUGAAGGGGGACCUCGACAUGUACGUGAAGUCACUUGAGCAAGAGAACCCAACUCUUCGUUUUACUAGAGUGAAGCACAGUGAGCAGCGAGGGCUCGCUUACGCCAGAGCCUCUGGGUGGAGAGCUGCUACUGCUGAUGUGGUGGCCAUCCUGGAUGCACACAUUGAAGUCCACGAGAUGUGGGCUGAACCCCUGCUGACACAGAUUAAAGCUGACCGAACAGUGGUGGUGUCCCCUGUGUUUGAUAGAGUCAACUUUGAUGACCUCAAGGUUAUUCAGUACCUUCCAGCAGCACACGCCUUCGACUGGGCUUUGUGGUGCAUGUAUGAGAGCUUUAUGCCAGAGUAUUACAAGCUCAAUGACAGCUCGCUGCCUGGGAAGAGUCCAUCUGUCAUGGGAAUCCUAGUUGCUGAUAGGAAGUUUCUUGGGGAAAUUGGACUCCUCGAUGAAGGAAUGAAAGUGUAUGGUGGAGAAAAUGUAGAGCUGGGAAUUCGUGUGUGGACAUGUGGAGGCAGUAUUGAAGUAGUUCCGUGCUCCAAGAUUGCCCACAUUGAGAGGUACCACAAGCCCUACCUGCCAGACCUGAGCCCAGCCAUGAAGAGAAACGCCCUGAGGGUAGCAGAAAUCUGGAUGGAUGAAUACAAACAUAACAUCAACUUGGCUUGGAACUUGCCAUUUAAGAAUCACGGAAUUGACAUUGGGGAUAUCUCUGAGAGGCAAAAGCUCAGAGAAAGGUUGAACUGUAAGCCUUUCAAAUGGUACCUGGAAAAUGUAUAUCCCAAGUUGGAUCCCUGGGACAACCUACUUGCCUACGGAGGAAUGAAGAAUCUUGAUUCGGACAUGUGCUUAGACCAAGGCCCAGUGCCAGGGCACACACCCAUUGCCUACAACUGCUACUACUAUGGACCUCAAUUCACAUAUUACCGUGCAACUGGUGAGCUCUACAUCGGUGGCCUGAAGUCCCACAAGUACAAUGACAACCGCUGUUUAACUGACAUUGGAAAAAAAGAAACUGAGCCUGGACUUUACAACUGCAAAGAGGCUAUGCAGAAAGGAAUGGGGAUAUACUGGGACUUCACUCAGGGCAAAGAAAUGAAGAACAGACAGACAAAAAGAUGUUUGGAGAUUAAAGACGGCAAACUUCUAAUACAGGGAUGCUCUGGCCAAAGAUGGGAAAUCCAAAACAUAAUCAAAGCCUUUCAAAGUGUGUGAGUGGAAAACAAGAAGGGCACUUCUCUGCUUAUAGAUCAGUGGAUAAUAAACAGCUGAAUGUUUAAAAUAUAAAAGUAAGUAAAUGAAAUAUGACUGCCGCUCUGACUCUUGUAAUUAUUUAAAUGUUCUCUUAUUUGGGAUGGAGAAAGUAAUUGAUUUUGUAAAUCUUAGGUGAAAUGUAUUACCUUUUCCCUAAAAACAGAAUUUUGUAAGUUGGCUUAGCAUCUUAUGUGUUGACAUUAAGGCUGCAAAUAAUUAUUUUCACUAUUUUUCAAUAUGCCAGAUCGACUGCAUAGUCUAAGUUAUUUAAAAAAAAAAAAAAAAAAUACUAACCA
This is a messenger RNA of Xiphias gladius (swordfish), 2394 nucleotides long. Its product is annotated as probable polypeptide N-acetylgalactosaminyltransferase 8. The coding region runs from base 152 to 2059 and encodes 635 amino acids. The transcript has 11 exons. The record is from RefSeq and is a predicted model, not a curated record. Lineage: Eukaryota; Metazoa; Chordata; Actinopteri; Istiophoriformes; Xiphiidae. Gene Ontology annotation, cellular component: Golgi apparatus.